AUCAACUAUGAACUAAGCAUUUUUGUCCAUUAAUUCAUUAAUACAUCAAACUUCUAUCUAUAUUAUAUCAUAUCUUUGCCUCUUCCUCUGAGUUGCUGCCAUAAACAUUAUUCAAUACCACCAACCAGUGCCUAUCUGCCUGUGCUCAUGUCUAUCCCCAAUUCUUAAGAUUGAAAAAAUCAAAUUCACAAAUUUUUCAGUUGUGACUGGCACAUAGACACUGGUUGGAAUGCUGAGAGAUGUUCUCUGUUUCUAACCCUAACUCUGAGAUCCAGAAGGUUCUGUCUUUGCUCUUGCUGAAUUUGCUGAUUCACUAUUCAUUGAUGCAAAAUUGGCACGCAAAAUUUUUGGUAUUGCCUGCUAUGCUUGUACAUGAUUUGUGCGAAGACGGUUGAAUCUUGAUUCUUUCUCUAUUUAAACAUUUUGCAUUCUCUUCGAAGUAGCAAAGGAUAUAGUAUUUAUUAUCUGGCAGAGGAUUUAGCAUACUUCAAAUUCAAGGUUCUCCAAUGGAUAGCUCUACAAAUACCUUGAUGCAAAGAUAUGAAUUGGGAAGGCUACUAGGCCAAGGAACCUUUGGCAAGGUUUACUAUGCAAGGAGCGCGAUUACUAACCAGAGUGUGGCCAUCAAAGUAAUUGACAAAGAUAAAGUUGUUAGAACCGGGCAAUGCGAGCGGAUUAAGAGGGAAGUAACUAUUAUGAGGUUGGUUCGUCAUCCGUAUAUAAUUCAGCUUCUUGAGAUCAUGGCCACCAAGAGCAAGAUUUACUUUGUUAUGGAGUAUGCGAAAGGUGGCGAGCUUUUUGACCUUGUGGCCAAAGGAAAGCUCAAAGAAGAAGUUGCUUACAAGUAUUUUAGGCAGCUAGUGAAUGCAGUCGAUUUUUGUCACAGUCGAGGUGUAUACCAUAGAGAUAUAAAGCCGGAGAAUCUUCUGUUGGAUGAGAAUGAGAAUCUUAAGGUGUCGGAUUUUGGGUUAAGUGCGUUGGCCGAAUCGAAAAGGAAGGACGGAUUGCUGCAUACAACUUGUGGAACUCCUUCCUAUGUUGCCCCUGAAGUCAUUAGAAGGAAAGGUUAUGAUGGUACAAAAGCUGAUAUUUGGUCUUGUGGAGUAGUUCUCUUUGUCCUGUUGGCAGGGUAUCUCCCUUUUCAUGAUUCAAAUUUGAUCGAGAUGUACAGAAAGAUAAGCAAAGGCGAAUUCAUUUGUCCGAGUUGGUUCCCGAACAAUGUCCGGCGGCUAUUGUGCAAGAUGUUGGAUCCAGAUCCAGAAAAUAGGGCUACCAUAGCUAAGAUCAGGGAGUCAUCUUGGUUUAGGAAAGGGCCAAAUGCUAGACAGAAAAAGCUUGAAGUCGAAAACAAGUCCAUCACAAAUUGUGCUGAUCAAAACAAUGAAGGUGAUAAUGCAGUGGCUGAAUCAAAUCAAGAGCCGGCUGCUACGAGUAUAAACGCCUUUGAUAUCAUAAGCCUGUCCUCUGGCUUCAACCUUAAUGGAUUCUUUGAAGACAGUUUCCAGAAAAGGGAAGCAAGGUUUACUUCCAGACAGCCGGCACCCGUCAUCAUAUCGAGGUUGGAAGAAAUCGCGAAGCGGCUAAAGAUGAAGAUAAAGAAGAAGGCUGCUGGUUUGUUGAAAUUAGAGGGACUCAAAGAAGGUAGGAAGGGGAAUCUAUCACUGGAUGCUGAGAUCUUUGAGGUUACUCCAUAUUUCCAUUUGGUGGAAGUGAAAAAAUCCAAUGGGGACACAAUGGAAUAUCAAGAAAUUAUGGAUAAGGAUAUAAGGCCUGCCCUUAAGGACAUUGUUUGGGUUUGGCAAGGUGAAAAUCAACAAGAGCAAUCACAACAGUCGGCACAACUGAUACAUGAGAACGACGAGCAGUAAGAAGGCGCGACCGCGGCCAAGGGUGCAAAGCUCUCACCCUUGGCCCCUGCCUGAUAGGAUCCGAGGAGCAGAGUAUAUGUACAAAGUUUGAACUAGUGAGCUCAUGGCUAUAAUACAAUAACUCCAUCAUUAUUCUAAGACCUGCCUUCUACCUGUAGCAAGGAACUCAGUCAUAAAAUGAUUCUCAAUUUUCAAUAUAUCAUGCUGCUUGUUCUCAUGUGUCUCGAAGUCUGUUUGGGAAGAGUUAUAUUUCUCGGUCUUGCUAUCUGAUAUCUUCUGUUAUUUUAUUCAAGGUUUGUUUCGAAGGAAUUAAAUAUUAUUAUAUAAAUAACUGACCUUAAUCGUGUUCUUUCCAA
Molecule: messenger RNA, 2224 nt
Organism: Arachis duranensis
Lineage: Eukaryota; Viridiplantae; Streptophyta; Magnoliopsida; Fabales; Fabaceae
Product: CBL-interacting serine/threonine-protein kinase 10
Exons: 2
Coding region: 507-1868 (453 amino acids)
Biological process (GO): protein phosphorylation; signal transduction
Molecular function (GO): ATP binding; protein kinase activity
Source: RefSeq, a predicted model, not a curated record